Penicillium argentinense is the source of this 750-nucleotide messenger RNA. Its product is annotated as orotate phosphoribosyltransferase. The coding region runs from base 1 to 750 and encodes 249 amino acids. The record is from RefSeq and is a predicted model, not a curated record. The transcript has a single exon. Gene Ontology annotation, biological process: pyrimidine ribonucleoside biosynthetic process; pyrimidine nucleotide biosynthetic process; 'de novo' pyrimidine nucleobase biosynthetic process. Gene Ontology annotation, cellular component: cytoplasm. Lineage: Eukaryota; Fungi; Ascomycota; Eurotiomycetes; Eurotiales; Aspergillaceae. Gene Ontology annotation, molecular function: orotate phosphoribosyltransferase activity.
AUGUCGGCCGCCAGCAUUCCUCCCCCCUCCGCCGAUCAGGACUACAAGUCCACCCUUCUGCCGCUGCUAAUCUCCAACAACGUCCUGUCCUUCGGCACCUACGUCCUGAAGUCCGGCCGCGAGUCUCCUUACUUCUUCACAUCCUCCCUGCUGCACACCGCCCCUCUGCUGCGCGCCACCUCUGCUGCUUACGCGAGCGUGCUGUCCGCGGAGCCCUUCGUCACCACCGGCGCUGACGGCACCACCAAGCCCAACUUCGACAUCAUCUUCGGACCCGCCUACAAGGGCAUUCCUAUCUGCGCCGCCGUGACCAACGAGCUUGCCGUCCGUGACUCGCUGUCAGGCUCCCCCAAGGGUACCUGGGAUAAUGUGAGCUACUCUUUCAACCGCAAGGAGGCUAAGUCUCACGGCGAGGGUGGAAACAUCGUUGGCGCCUCGCUGAAGGGCAAGCGCUGCGUCAUUGUUGACGAUGUUAUCACUGCCGGUACCGCUUUGCGUGAGGCCGUUGGCAUCAUCGAGAAGGAGGGCGGCAUCGUCGCCGGUGUGGUCGUUCUGCUGGACCGCGAGGAGCGAGUCAAUGAUACUGAGUCCAAGAGUGCCAUCGGCUGUGCGCAGCGGGAUCUGGGCGGCAACAUCCCUAUUCGUGCCGUCAUUGGCCUCAACGACCUGAUCGAGAAGCUGGGUGAUCAGAUUGGCGCCACCGAGGUGCAACGACUGAAGGACUACCGUGCCCGCUACGGUGCAGAGUAA